Messenger RNA from Rotaria sordida, 3001 nucleotides. NCBI's taxonomy places the organism in Eukaryota, Metazoa, Rotifera, Eurotatoria, Philodinida, Philodinidae. The record is from the annotation of a GenBank genome assembly.
AAUAAAUGGCUCAAGUCAAUGGGAUUUCGAAAGAACAGUAUAUUCCCUUGCAGACUUAUAAAACAAGUUAAACACUGUAUGAUAGACUGGAUAGAAUUUGAUAAUGUCCAUAUCAAUCAAUAUGACUAUUACAGAACCUCCUCAAAUAUGAUGAAUGCAUUUGUAUUAAAAUACUUUAUUAGAUAAUUAUAAAAAUUGUAAACUAAAAGUAUAAUUAUCUCUUUCCUGUGUCGUUUGUUUUAUUUCACUUCAUAUUCUCUUCUCUAUUGUUCUCGUGUACCUGUAUUUCCAUUCCAUAUUCUUCUAUCUGUCGUUCUCGUGUACCUGUACUUCCAUUUCAUAUUCUUCUCUAUGUCAUUCUCGUGUACUGUAUUCCAUGUCAUAUGUUAUCCUUCAUUACCCUUCGUCUAAUUUUCUUGUUCUUUAUAUGUAAUUAAACGAAAUGAUUGUAUAUUUAAAAGUGUUAUGUCAUACAACAUUAUAAGACUUCUCUAUAAUCCUUUCUAUAUUGUGAACCAAUACUUAAAUGGCACAAUAAACAUCUAUAUAUCAAAAAAAAAAAAAAAAAAAAGGAAUAAAUGUUAAGAGUAAUCGAACGACUACUCAUAUCAAAAGUAAAGUUUUUUUUUCGAAGAAUAAUGAACGUGUUCUUAUUGGUAAUGAAUCUUUAAUUUAAAAACUAAAACGAAUAGUUUUUGUUAUUAGAAAAAGGUGUUAAAGGUAGUUUUGUUACCGUCAAUCGAUUGAAACGCUUUGGUUUUAUCAAGCGGUAAUUAUGAUCCUUUUUUUUGGUAUUUAAUUUUUUUUGUUUUCCAGUAAAGAUCAAACUGAAUGGCCUGAUCUUUCGCACGAGAAGCUUCAAUAAUUGAUCAAGUUCAUCCAUAGAAACUAUUCGUGGCUGAUACCUGCAGAUUUGACAUUAUGAAAAGUAAGUCAUUUAACUCUAGUCACAGUAUAAAUAAUAUCUCGUUGUUUUACGUAAAAAUUCGAUCAAUACACGGCAGUUACAAACAAUUAUUAGACGACAAAUGAUUAUAGAUUUAAUAAUAAUUGAUCAACAUAUAUAUAUAUAUAUCUGAUGAAAUUUAUUACUCUUUGUUCAUUACUUUUCAUAAUCAUCUGUUAUUAUUUGAUUAUUUAAUGAGUUUCAUGAGGAGAAAUUUUCAAGCAUGAUCUCUGAUGUUUAUUUAUUUUUUUCUGUAAAAAUAUUAAUCCGAAGAGUUCUUUCUAUGUAAAGAAAAUAGAUAUAAAAUGACAAUAUUUUAUAUUGACGACAUUAAGAGAAAAAGUUAGAUGAUAUAUCGAGACUUUUCAAAGGAUGCACCACAGGUAUCUAAUCGACUGUUUGUCUCGUAUGUUUUGACUUAGACUUGGAAAUAAGGAGAAAAAAGAUCUCAUAUAAAUAAACAUCUGAUAUAGCAUCAUCAUCUAGUUAGAACGGAAAACACAUCCUAGCACUUUCUUGUUUUUUAUUAUUGAUGAAUUCAAAAAAAAAAUUUUUUUUAUUUAAAGAAAUAAGGCAGAAGUAAAAUAAAGUAUUUUUUGACUUUUGUAUUUACCGACAACAAAAAUCGAAGAGAUUAGUUGAAAUAAAUUUCUAUCAGAAGAGAUACUUUUUAAAUUCUAAUUGGAAGGUUUCAGGAAAUCUAAUAUUCCAAAAAACUGUUUGAAUAUAUUCCAUAGGUAUUAAAAUCAUAAAUAUUGCAAAGCAAAGUUUUUUAGUUUCGUGAUGAUAUGAAUUUUGUAUUUUUUUUUGAUAUCAGUAAGGAGAAAAGUUAUUAAUAUUUGAUUCGUAUGAGUGCAAUUAAGAAAGGCCAUAUUUGAAUAACGCUUCAUUGUUCUAAAUAAUGAACAAAAUCAAUUCGACUUAAACACAUCAUAAGACAAUUGGAAGAGUUUUAUGCUUUGGUUAACGAUAAAAAUUUUCAAAUGACAAAUAGGAAACGAUGAAGAACUUAUUGACAAGAAACAUCUCAAAAAAAAAAAACUUUGCACAUAGGAAAUUUCCAAAAACAAAAUAUCUAUUUUUCUUCGUCCGGCGAUAGUGGCUCAAUCGAUCGGCUUAAAUCUCUAGUUUCGAUUAUACAGCAUUUCCACGGUACCAUAAAUGUCCAUCGCGGCUAAGAAUCUGCCAAAUUUCGAUUUUUGAAUAUAUGAACAUCGAGAUUCUGUACAAAUUUAUAUAUAUUUGAAAUUUCUUCCACAUUGCGAUGAUUUUUGACAAAAAUCUACCAUUGUCGCCAUGGAUAUCUCUAAUAUUCUUAUAUCAGGUUAGGAGCAAAUCAAAAAAUUUGAAAGUUUCAUAAUAAUGUCUCUAUGUGCAAAAAGUCAAUUUGAAAAUCAGUAUUCAUGAGAAGUACUACUAGAGCCCAUCGAACCCAAGUAGGACUCGAUGGACUUCUAAGUACCACUGCAUUAAGUUAAAAAGUAAUAUACAGUAUGUUUUCAAUAAUAGACAAAAGGCACAAUAGGGAUUAAUUAAUCGCAGGACUUUCCUUGUAAGCGUGUAUCCAACAUUAUAACAAGUCUAUUUUAAAAAUUUUUUCAUAGACAGCAUAAUGUUAUAUUUAGUGUUUUAUUCAAUUUGCAUGAUAAAUGAAAAUGUUUAGAUAUAUUUAUUUUUUUAUUUAUCAAAAAAGCAAAAAAAAAAUUAUUGUAUUUUUAACUUUACUUUAGAUUUAAUCGAAGCAAAAACAACUGGUUGUUUUGAUUUAUUAGAUGAAGAAAGUAAAUUACCAACACCUCAAGCUGAACAUUUUACAAUUGAAGUUCAUAAACGUAAUAAAGGUCAUCCAAGAUUUGAAUUUCCACGAAAAUCAAAAUUACGUUCAUCACGUGAAAUACGUGAUGAUGAAGGUUUUCUUAUACAACAUUUUGCUGGUGGUGUUGUUUAUACAACCGCACAAUUUAUUGAAAAAAAUAAUGAUGCUUUACAUGCAUCUCUUCUUAUUCUUAUUCAAGAAUGUAAAAAUAAUUUUAUAAAAAAUUUAUUUCCAAAAUU